GGAUGCAACCGGAGCUCUGGGGAGGUCCGUGGGUCCCGCUCCGGGGUCCGCGGGUGCCAGCAGUCCCGGUGGUCCCGGUGCCGGUGUCCCUCGCCCCCCGCCCGAGCGGGGCCGGUCCCGCCCCGUUCCGGUGACGGCGCGGGCGGGCCGGAAGCGCGGGGGGGGCGCGGCGGCCCCGCUCCUGUCCCGGUGCUCCCGUCCCGGUGCUCCCGUCCCGGUGUUCCCGUCCCGGCCCGGUCCCAGCCCGGCACCGCCAUGCGCAAGUUCUUCCAGGAGAUCAAGGCCGACCUGAAGUUCAAGACGGCGGGGCCCGGGCAGAAGCUCUCGGAGCCGUCCCGGGCCCCCAGGGAGAAGCCGAAAGCCGAGGUGGCCCCGAAGCCCCGCCAGGCCCCGACGGAUGAGGCGCAGAGGGCGGCGGCCGCGGCGCUGGCCCGGCUGGAGCUGAAGCCCAAGGGAAAGGCUCCGUCCGCCUCGCAGGAGACCAUCAGGAACCAGGUGAGAAAAGAGCUGAUGGCCGAGGCGGCUGCUGGCGAGAAGGGGCUCUCCGUGGAAGAAAAGGAGCAGGAGGAGGAAGGGGCAGCUGCUCCCUCUGUCUCAGGGGUUUAUUUCAUCUGCCCCUUGACCGGUACCGUUGUGAGGAAAGACCAGAAGGAAAAGCAGCUCCGAGAAGCCAUCCAGGCAUAUUUCUCCGUGGACCCGGUGGCUGCUUCCAUCAUGGAGAUCCACACCUUCAACAAGGACCGGGAGAAGGUCCGGGUGUGCGUGGAGACCAUGGCCAAGUACCUGGAUAACAUCUAUCUCCAUCCAGAGGAGGAGAAAUACCGGAAAAUCAAACUGCAGAACAAGGUGUUUCAGGAAAGGAUAAGCUGCUUGGAAGGGACACACAAAUUUUUCCAGGCUGUCGGGUUUGAGACAAAAACACUGCCUGUUCCAGGACAAGAGACCACGGAGGAGUUCUACGUGCUGAAGGAGGAGGUGCUGAGCCGGCUGGAGGAUCUGAGGGAGCACAAGGAGCAGCUGCUGAGCUCGGAGCCCGUGCGGGCGCAGCUGCACCGGCAGCCCGCGCUGUUCCAGCCGUCGCCCGCGGCCGCGCGCUUCGAGCUGCCCCCCGACUUCUUCAGCCUCACUGCAGAGGAGCUGCGCAGGGAGCAGCGGCUCCGGACGGAGGCGGUGGAGAAGGCGGCGAUGCUGAGGACCAGAGCCAUGCGCGAGAAGGACGAGCAGAGGGAGAUGAGGAGGUACAACUACACGCUGCUGCGGGUGCGCUUCCCCGAUGGAUACAUCCUCCAGGGGACUUUUUAUGCCCGAGAAUCAGUAUCUGCGCUCUACAACUUUGUGAGAGAAGCACUCAGAGAUGACUGGCUGCCCUUUGAGCUCCUGGGACCUGGAGGUCUCAAACUGACUGAUGAGAACUUGGCCUUCAAUGAAUGUGGAUUGGUGCCCUCGGCCCUGCUGAGCCUGGCCUGGGACGCCGCGGUCAUGGCAGACGUGGAGGCGGCGGCGGAGGAGCAGCGCAGCCCCCUCAGGCCCGAGCUGCUGGCCAGGGCCCAGCCCCUGUCCUGAAAUAAAGGGCAGUGCCUCCCGUGCUGCUGCCUUCAGACUCGGCCCUCCUUUUCCCAGGACUGCUGGAGCUCCGUGAGCUCAGAGGUGGCUUUGGUUUAGCUCUGCAGAGGGGCUGGACCCGCUGUCCCCUGCCAGCUCCAGGCUCACAGGUGGCUCUCUCGAGGGCUCUCCACACCAAAGCAGGGAUUGCCCUGGAGCAGGGGCUGCCUGAGGUGUUCCCAAGGCAGUGGUGGAGCAGGGGUUAGGGGCUGUUAGGCUGGAUUAACAACCUGAGCCUGGGUAGGGGGCUGGGUUUAGAGCUCAGCUCCCCGUUCUGCUUCUGUGUGCACUGUAACUCCUACUGGAGAGAAGCUCUCUGGAUAAAGUUACACUUAGUCUGAUUAAAUGGAAUUAUUUAAAGACUCAGUUCUGAUCCCAGUUGCUUGAGUUGCAUUGUUGUUGUUGUAGGUUUGAGAUGCCAAACCAGUCUGUGCUGGGGCUGGCACUGGUGUUACUGGGGCAGCAUCACCCCCCUUGUCCCUUCAGAGACCAGAGAGUGACAGCAGGGAACAGCUACUGCUGGUGCCCGGGGGGAGAUAACAAACCUGAAAUUACAGACAAUCCUUUAAAGAAGUAAUUCAUAACUCACCAGUUGUAUAAAAUCCCCAGCAAGUUCAUCCUGUGUGUCACCAAGUUUGAUGCUAGCUCAGUCCUUCAAUACUCAAGCAGAGUUUUUCUGUGGGACAGAGCCCAGCUCUGAUGCAGACAAGAGACUGAGAAUCUAGCCCUGACCUGUCCAGCCUGUCCCAAGAUAAGAGAAACAAUGCAUUUUUCCUUUUCCAAAAGUCAAGCCCUGCUGCUGUUCUCUGGAGCAAGUAAGACCACAAACAGGAUGGUACAAGAGCAUAAAUUCAUAUAUAAUUGUACAUCAUUUAUACCCAAGACCACGCUGUACAACAUUAUGAACAGUCAUUCCCCAGUGGCAUCACAAUAAGCUUAUUCCAAAAUCCCUCAGCUACUUUAAGAGAUAAUUUAGAUACCUUCCAUUACAAAGAAGUAUCAAAAUUUCAAUAAUGCUUUAUUAAGGACAGAUUAAUAUGCAGUAUUUUAAAAAAAAAGCUAAAAAGCUAAAGCUAAAAAUUUAAGCUUCUGUCUGGUCUGAAGCAGAACAAAGUGCUGUCUUCUCUUUACAAGAAAUGUGGAAUACUUUCAAGUAUCUUGGUCAAAGAUACACAAGGUUUAAAACUUUCUAGCUCAUCCUACAUACAUACAGAGGAGUUAGUAGACAUUUUAGUCUCAAAUUGUAUUAGAUGGGCUGACCAUGCUGCUGUCCUGGUGAGCAGCUCUUGUGCCACUGGAUUCUGAAGCUGUGGAACCUGCAAAGGAGAGAAUGUGUUUGGAUUGUUUUGUUUUUAUAAAUAUCCUCAUUAAUCCAGUAAAAUUUGACUACUUCAUGUUUUAUCUGUCUUAGCUUCCUGCAUCUGUUGUGAGUCUCCUUUUCAACACUAUUUAAAAACUGGUUUUAAUACUGGCUUCGUAUUUAAUAUCACCAAUCCAGAAUAAAAAAAUCACUUCAACCAUAAAAA
Messenger RNA from Passer montanus (Eurasian tree sparrow), 3128 nucleotides. It is a transcript of the gene UBXN6, whose product is annotated as UBX domain protein 6. The transcript has 11 exons. Lineage: Eukaryota; Metazoa; Chordata; Aves; Passeriformes; Passeridae. The record is from RefSeq and is a predicted model, not a curated record. The coding region runs from base 256 to 1563 and encodes 435 amino acids. Gene Ontology annotation, molecular function: protein binding. Gene Ontology annotation, cellular component: cytoplasm.